AUGCAUGCCAGAAAAAAAGGGAAAAAGGGUGUGGCUUUGAAGCUUGAUAUCAGCAAGGCCUAUGACCGGGUUGAGUGGCACUUCAUGCAAAGUAUUAUGGAGAAAAUGGGAUUCCCAACUGGUUGGAUAGAGAGGGCAACUCAGGCUGAAGGAGAAACCAUAGCAGAAAUCCUCCAAACUUAUGAGAGAGCUUUUGGGCAAAGCAUUAAUUUGGAAAAGUAUUUAGCUUAUUUCAGCACUAAUACUUCGGAAAGGCAAAAGGGACAGAUUUUGGAGAUUUUGGGAGUAAAGGAAGUGGACCAGUUUGUUAAAUAUUUGGGCCUACCAACUUUAAUUGGUUGGGCUAAGUAUAACACCUUCUCUGAUUUGAAGGACAGAGUUUGGAAGAAACUCCAAGGAUGGAAAGGAAUGUUGCUGUCUAGGGCUGGCAAGGAAAUCCUCAUCAAAGUUGUGGCUCAAGCUAUACCCACAUACACUAUGAGUGUAUUCCAAAUCCCUUUGAAAUUUUGCUCUGAACUUGAAGCGUUGUGUGCAAGAUUUUGGUGGGGUCAAAUUGGCAAUGGACGAAAAAUUCAUUGGAAGAGUUGGGAUAAGCUAAUGACUUCAAAGAAAGAGGGUGGAAUGGGGUUUCGAGAUUUGAGAGCCUUCAACUUGGCUAUGUUGGCCAGGCAAGGGUGGAGGUUGAUUCAAGGUAUUGAUUCGCUGCUUUAUCGAUGCUUUAAGGCGAGGUACUUUCCGAGAUCAUCAUUCCUAGAGGCUAAAGAAUCCCCUAAGUGUUCAUAUGUGUGGAGGAGUUUGAUGGCAGCACAACCAAUUCUUCAAGCAGGGGGGUUGUUUAGUGUUAAGUCAGCUUAUCAUGUAGCGAGGAGGCUCUUAACUGAUGCUAACUGGGGUGGAACAUCAAUGGAAGGUGAUGCAAAAAAUAUCUGGAGUGCCAUAUGGAAGCUUCGACUUCCAAACAAAGUGAAAGUCUUUGUAUGGAGAGCAUGCCACGAGAUACUCCCAAUUGCUGCAAAUCUGACCAUAAGAAAGUGUAACAGCCUGCUGCAUGGUGGUCGACUGAAGGUACCAAGUAGUUUAAAUACUCGGGCUGAGGAGUAUAUCACAGAGUUUAGAAGUGCACAAAAUCGGCUGGAUGUGCAACGAACACAGCAACCAAUAGGUGAUAUUUGGCAGCCACUGCCACUAGAAGAGUUUAAACUAAACUUUGAUGCUGCUGUGUUUUCAGAUUUAGGUAGAACAGGCUAUGGUGCAAUUAUUCGAAAUGAAAAAGGUGAAGUAAUGGCUGCUAUGACUGCUAGUGGUCCGAUGGUGUGCAACAGCAAUGAAGCUGAAUUUCUUGCUUGCCAAAAAGCUAUAGAGUUUGGAGUGGAUGCUGGAUUUUCGAGGUUGAUAGUUGAAGGGGACAAUAUCAAUGUUACUCAUGCUAUCUCUUCUUCUUUGGAAAACACUUCUCCAUUUGGCAAUGUUGUGGAUGACAUUCGCCAUUUGUUGCGGAGUUUGCAAUGGGUUAGUGUUGGCUAUAUUAGGAGGGGUGGGAAUCAAGUAGCACAUGUUUUGGCCCAAUUUGCUAGAAAUACUUUAGAUGAGGAUGUUUACUGGAUGGAGGACUCUCCCCCACCAGCAAUUGAAGCCUUGUAUCGUGAUCUUUCACUUCUUUAA
This is a messenger RNA of Quercus lobata, 1662 nucleotides long. RefSeq lists its product as uncharacterized. Gene Ontology annotation, molecular function: nucleic acid binding; RNA-DNA hybrid ribonuclease activity. The transcript has 4 exons. The coding region runs from base 1 to 1662 and encodes 553 amino acids. NCBI's taxonomy places the organism in Eukaryota, Viridiplantae, Streptophyta, Magnoliopsida, Fagales, Fagaceae. The record is from RefSeq and is a predicted model, not a curated record.